AUGGCGCAAACACAAAUGUUCUCAACGUUUCAGCGCGACAAUUUGGAAGACCCACCAAUCCCCGAUACGCAACCUUGGGUGCCAUUUCGAACUCGCCUGGACUUCGAGGUAGCUGAACUUGCUCAUGAAGCUGCCCUUAGCCAGCCUCAAAUUGACCGGCUGAUCAACCUUUUGCAUCGCUCGAAGCAGGAUUCAGAGUCUUUCACCCUCCGCAACUACAAAGAUGUUCGGAACACGUGGAGUGCUAUCUCCCAUCGUCUAACUCCAUUUACAAAGCAAAUAAUCCAAGUGCCUUACGAUGGGGUUGAUCAAGAAUUCACCCUUUACUACUGGGACUUAUGGGACUGGGUGUGCGACCUCCUUCGAGACCCUUAUAUUGGCCCCCAAUUUACCUUUGACAAUCAAUGCCUGUCGAAGUUUGAUGGGAAUACAUUUGUGAGAUUUAUCGAUGAGCCUUGGACUGCAGAUAGGUUUUGGGAGGCUCAGGUGAGUGUCGACCAUGCGAAGCCACUUGCAUUUAUCCUCUAUGCAGAUAAGGCAAAGUUGUCUUCCUUCGGUCGCGAAAAAGGCUACCCCGUGAUUGCCCGUAUCGCAAACCUCCCAGCAUCCAUCCGAAAUGGCGAAGUGGUUGGUGGCGGUCGAGUUGUCGCAUGGCUCCCCAUUGUCAAAGAUGAUCCCUCGAAGUCAGGAAAACCGAAAUUCACGGAUUUCAAAGCGGCGGUUUGGCAUGAGUCCUUUAAGCUCAUACUCAAGUGUCUUAGAUUGAAGAGGAAGCAUGGUGGAUGGGUUGAGUGUUGGGAUAAACUUCAAUGCCUUUUCUUUCCUUUUGUCCCGAUCUUGUCUGCAGACUACGAGGAGCAAUGUGUUAUGUCCCUGAUCUGUGGAGUCAUGGGAAAAUUUCCGUGUCCCAUUUGCUUGGUUCCCCAUGACGAGUUACAUAGUCUGUUGGACACCUGGCCACUUCGCACAUGUCGCGAUUCUGUUCGCCUGCUCAGGAAGGCAAGAAGGAAGACCACUAAGGCAAAGCAAGAGAAGAAGUUGAAGUCUCAGUCGCUGAGAGAUGUCGAAAACUCUCUCAAUCUAUCAAAGCUUCUGGACGUCUUUCGUGCCCUUUGUUUCGACCGCCUACAUACCCACCAUGAAGGACUGUGGGGGAAACACUUGUGGAUCGAGCUGCAAAAAUGGAUUAAUGAAACCGGUAGACAAGCUGCGACUAUGAUAGAUGAAGGGUUCGCAGCAGCACCAAGGUGGCGGAAUCUCAACCACUUCAAGAGAGUCAUGGGAAUUAGCUUUGCUGACGGGACAAAGUACGAAGACAUAUUAAAGUUGAUUGUGUUUGUUGCUCAUGACGUACUCGAUCCUGAAGUACACGAGCAAGGAUAUCUCCUCCUUCAAUGUAUUCGAGCCCAUUUAGAUGUAGACAUGUUCGCGGCUCUUGAAGUGCACACCAUGGACACCCUUGCUGCUGGUCGAGCCGCUCUUGGCGAGUUUUCUAGACUCAUGGAUAAAUAUAUGUCUGAAUCUGGAUCUGAACUGAAAAAUUGGAAUUUUCCAAAGCAUCACUUAGCUGUUCACCUUUUUGACGAUAUCGAGGCCAAAGGCGUUACUCGGAAUUUCAACACCAAACCAAAUGAGAAAGCACAUAGACCCCUGAAAAAAUCUUACCAGCUCCAAACAAAUUUCAAACAAGUUGCAGACCAGAUCUUACGCGCAGACCAUUGGAGCCUUGUAUCGGCAUGGAUUCGCUAUCGCCUCAAUGAUCUCGAUGACUACAAUGCAAGAAAGGAAGCGAGUGCUCUUGGCGGUUCAGAUUUGGAUUCACAUGCAGAUGACACAGCCCCGGACGAGAGAGUUACGCCUAGAUUGGAGUCCACUGGCAGCUUUCAUAUCAAGCUUGGUUCACGUCAGCGUAUAUCCUCAAUAAAUGCCAUUCAGCAAGCACACCUCAAAGACCCAGCAUUUCAUCAGUUUCAUAUCAAAAUUAACCACUUUCUCAACACGAUACCCAUCAUUACACGGAAUGGACAUGUUGCACUUGAAUUGGGUGCUGAUACAGUGACAGAAUUCCGUUACUUGCAAGCAAACUUUGAGUCGAUGGUUGAUUUUCAGACAUCAAAAGACUACCUCCGCUGCUCCCCGAUGUUCCACAAUGCGCCGAGAUAUGACUCCGUCAUUAUCAGGACCCAAGAUGGGAUCAUCUUUGGUCACUUGAUCUUCAUAUUCAUGUGCUUGGUUGGAGAUGCAAGUUACCCCAUGGCUCUCAUUCAUCCUUGCGACGUCCCUAUUCCAAAUGGGCCUUUGAAGGACAAGCACCUAGGGUUAUGGCGAGUUAGAGCUCAACCUCGGCGUAAGAGUGAGUUUGUCUUCGCUGAAUCGAUUAUCAGGGGGGCACUGUUGCUUGAGGAUCGCUCUCAGCCUGGUGACUUCUUUGUUGUCGAUUCCGUCGACACUGAUAUGUUCCUUCACACGAAACUUCACAAAGACUCUCAUAUGUACUGA
Messenger RNA from Suillus clintonianus, 2499 nucleotides. RefSeq lists its product as uncharacterized. Bases 1 to 2499 code for a protein of 832 amino acids. The record is from RefSeq and is a predicted model, not a curated record. The transcript has 11 exons. NCBI's taxonomy places the organism in Eukaryota, Fungi, Basidiomycota, Agaricomycetes, Boletales, Suillaceae.